Spea bombifrons (plains spadefoot toad) is the source of this 1772-nucleotide messenger RNA. Its product is annotated as gastrula zinc finger protein XlCGF26.1-like. The coding region runs from base 12 to 1772 and encodes 586 amino acids. The transcript has 2 exons. The record is from RefSeq and is a predicted model, not a curated record. NCBI's taxonomy places the organism in Eukaryota, Metazoa, Chordata, Amphibia, Anura, Pelobatidae.
GGGCGCUCCAGAUGGGUCGGAGAGGAGAUGUAUCCAUGGACAGCGACCCGUCCGGAGGACUCACCGGCCCGACUUCUUCCCCAGAGUCCGCCAUCGAAGAUAAAAGGGACAUUAAGGGCAUGGCGGGGGGGCAAUGCUUGGUCAUAACCAAUCAAAUGAAAUCGGAGGGCCGGUUCCUUCUGGAAGAGGAAACAUCGAUAUGCGGGAAAGGGGAUCUCGCAGACGGCGGCAUUUACACCGCUAUCAACGUGACGCUCAGACGCUAUCCGCGCGCACACGUCAAGGAGGAGCCAGUCGAGUCUGACGAAGGAAGGGGCCGCUCGGACGGCACAGAGACGGAAUAUAUGACUGUUGUUAUUAAGGAGGAUUCGACCGAGUACGACCAUGAACGUUUCCAAAGCUUCGGCUCUUCUGCACCCACAGGAUAUGCAACCGUUCCGAUGAAGGAAGACUCUUGGGAUGGAGGACACCUUGAAGACACCGAGUCACGUUCACCCGCUGAACGCUCCCAUACGGAGUACGCAUCUAUUCGUGUCAAGGAGGAACCGGCUUCACGCAACGAGGAAGACUCCGCAGACUCCGCCUUGGACACGCGAUCGGAUUUAUCUCCCAAUCGCGAGGAGCCUCCAAAGGAUGGCCGCGCUGAAGAAAGCACUGAUGAUAAUGUCCCCGGCAGAAAGUUUAACGACGCCGUUCAGAAAAGGCCGCACGCCGCCGGGAAGACGUACCACUGCUCCGAGUGCCCGUCAUGCUUCGUGGACUAUUCCGAUUUUGUGAAACAUCACCGAGUCCACAAGGGCAAGAAGCUGCCGUGCUUUGAGUGCGGGAAGGUCUUCACCCGCAACUCUAGCCUGAUCAUACAUCAGAGAAUUCACACGGGAGAGAAACCCUUCGCGUGUUCCACUUGCGGGAAGUAUUUCACGACCAAGUCGGACUGCGUGGUGCACGAAAGGACUCACUCGCGGGAGAAGCCGUUCUCGUGCGCCGUGUGCGAGAAGACCUUCAGCCAGAAGUCGUAUCUCCUCAUACAUCAGAAGAUUCACACCGGCCUGAAGCCGUUCUCCUGCUCGGAGUGCGGCAAAUGCUUCAAGACCAAGGCGCAUCUUCUAAGGCACGAUGUCAUACACACCGGGGAAAAGCCCUUUUCCUGCCCGGAUUGUCACAAAUGUUUUACCGUGAAAUCGAGCCUUCUCCACCAUCAGAGAAUCCACGCGGCGGAGAAGCUGUUGACCUGCUUGAAGUGCGGGCAGCGCUUCGAGACCAAGUCUGAGUGCUUCGCCCACCAGAGGACUCACAAGGAGAAAACGUUUCUGUGCCCCGUAUGCGGCAAAGGUUUCAGCGAUAAGUCCGGUUUCGUCUACCACCAGAACAUCCAUACGGGAGAGAAACCCUACUCUUGCCCCCAGUGCGGGAAAUGCUUCAUCGCCAAGUCGGGCCUCGUCAACCACCAGAGGACUCACACCGGCGAGAAGCCCUUCUCCUGCUCCUUGUGCGGGAAGCGCUUCACUUCAAAGUCCAAUCUCGUCCGGCACGAAGUCAUCCACACCGAGGAGAAGCCCUUCUCGUGUCCCAGCUGCGGGAAAUGUUUCAACCUCAAAUCCAGUCUCGUCUACCACGAGAGGAUCCACACGGGAGAGAAGCCGUUCUCCUGCGCCGUCUGCGGGAAGUGCUUCACAGCCAAGUCCAGUCUCGCUUACCACGAGAAGAGUCACGUAGCGGCAAACUCGCAGCCAAACUCUGAGCACGGGACUAUAGAGACCCAGAAUACAUAG